Molecule: messenger RNA, 291 nt
Organism: Capsella rubella
Lineage: Eukaryota; Viridiplantae; Streptophyta; Magnoliopsida; Brassicales; Brassicaceae
Source: RefSeq, a predicted model, not a curated record
AUGGAUUCGUUGGCUAAUCACGGGAGAGACCUUAAUUGAAGGGGGAAGGAGAGAGUGGUGACCAGGUCUCAGAGUUGUGGUUUCGUUUUGCAUUGCACGUUUCUUCCUUCGCUCCUCACUUUCUUCUUCUUCCUCCGCUUCUCUCUCUUUCUCUCCCUCUCAAGUCUCUCUUACGUUCUUCUCUCUCUCUCUCUCUCCCUUCAUAACGUCGCGCCUUUCGCCAUUUCAACCAUUACACAACUCUUCUUCUUCCUCCCUUUCUCUCUCUCUCAAUCCGUUUUCUCUGCAUAA